Molecule: messenger RNA, 3652 nt
Organism: Puntigrus tetrazona (Sumatra barb)
Lineage: Eukaryota; Metazoa; Chordata; Actinopteri; Cypriniformes; Cyprinidae
Gene: tbr1a
Product: T-box brain transcription factor 1a
Exons: 6
Coding region: 1341-3062 (573 amino acids)
Biological process (GO): regulation of neuron projection development; cell fate specification; positive regulation of DNA-templated transcription
Cellular component (GO): nucleus
Molecular function (GO): RNA polymerase II cis-regulatory region sequence-specific DNA binding; DNA-binding transcription factor activity, RNA polymerase II-specific
Source: RefSeq, a predicted model, not a curated record
GUUGCCCUUGCACUUCCCCUUGAAGCUCAAAGAACAACACCGAAACACCUUAUUUAAGAUGACAGCACUUCAGGACGUGGCUUAAGUGGGCAUCGGUGUGAAAUAUUUAUUUGUGUGCUCGGUAAACACGCUUGUUCCUGUCUAAAAGGUUUCACUUGAUUUCAGGAAUAUUUCGAAGUCGCAUCUUUUCGAACUCUUCGAAUCCGAGAGUUCUGUAAAUCCGUUUCUUUGCAUGUCUGUGUUCCUGUAGCCUAUUUGAGAUUGCGUUUUCUCAGAAAAUAUGCAAAUAUUGCGCAAUAACUGCCUUCAGACAUGGGUUUUUAUGCUCGCAAUAUACAUCAAAAUCAAUACUGAAGGUCUUCUAGCCAAUUUUACUGCAAAGAUGCAAGAGUUAUGAAAAUAACAGCGAUCACGGCAUUAUGCAAAAAUAUUUGAGUAAUAUUUCAACUUGGAAUAUUUAUUUCAACUACAUAUGAUUCAUUUUCUUUUGCCAUUUUAUGCAAUAAAGACCUGUCAAACACCUAAACAUUUUAAUAAAAAGUAGGAUACUAUUUUUAUCAUCUUUUUUUUCACUACUGUUAAAGACCUGAAUGAUUUGUGGUAAAUGACAUCACAUAUAGGUGGAGUCUAAAUCACUAUGAGCAUAGGAUGGUUAGUGUAACUAAGGGGUAUAACAUUAAAGUUGUUUUAAAUAAAAUAUAUCAAUAUUUUCACAAGAAAGGAACACACGCACACAGACUUUACUGCGAAAAAUGUAAAAACUGCACAUUUUAUCAAUAAUAUAUGGUCACAAAAAUUAAAUGGCUCGGGGAAAAAAUACUUGGUGUAAGAUUAGAAAGAAUUUGAUUAAAAAAAAAAUGUAUAUGCAACGAUGUAUGUUUUUCAAAAACUGUAAAGCUGUUUAACUUAGUUUUCUUUGUAAUAUCAAUUGCAAAAAAAAUACUGCCCAUUAAUAAAUAAUAAGUGACUGAUAUAUUUAAAAUAGUAUGCAAAUACUGCUGAAAAAGCCCGAUACUCUCGACAUACAGUCGCUAUGAUUUGUGAUUGGCUGACGCGCGCUCAGAUUCUUUUUUUCUUCCUCCUUUACUUUUUUCUUUGUUUCUUUCUCCAGUUUAGAGUUUUUAGUGAUGCCUCAGCAAUUUUACAGCUGCCAGAUAUCGGGGACGUUUUAUAGCCUACACCGUAACCUUUAACGCGUUAAAUCCGCGCUAAACGUAAACCCCAGCCCAUUCUGCCGUUACCAGACGCGGAGCGACAUCGUUUUCCUGUAGUAAGCUGCAGCAGAGGGCAUGUCUGAGGUCUGAACCCACGUUCAACUCCGAGAACUUUCUCCGUGAGUUAUGCACCUGCAGCAACUUCCCUCACCGCCCGCGGUGUCCGACAAACCGGCGAGUUCGGACAAUGUUCUCACGCACGUCUCCUCCUCCUCCUCCUCCGGGGACCCCCUGGAGAACGAGCCACCGUUCAAGAGGCUCGCCACCGGAAUGAGAAACCCCUCAAACCCUCUGGACUACGUCUCCGCGGCACGGGAUGACGGUGAAAGUGAGUGUGAUUUGCCUGAAUCCGGUCGCGCGCGGGCGGAUUUCGCCUUCUCUCCUGCUAUGUUCGCGUAUUCGGGGCAGCCCGCGCUCCCGCCGCUCUCCGGUCCCUACAUGACACAUCACCCGGUCGUCAGCAACGGGCUGAGCUACGCGUACUCGCAGCAGUACGGGGAAACUUACCCAAACGCCGCCGCCUAUCCCGGAAAAGCCCAGGUGUGCCUCUGUAACCGCGCUCUGUGGUUCAAAUUCCACAGACACCAAACAGAAAUGAUCAUUACCAAACAGGGGCGCCGGAUGUUUCCGUUUCUGAGUUUUAGUGUUUCUGGUCUUGACCCGGCGUGCUAUUAUAAUAUUGUUGUGGAUGUGAUUCUGGCGGAUCCGAACCACUGGAGGUUUCAGGGCGGAAAAUGGGUUGCCUGCGGCAAAGCGGACACUAAUGUUACGGGAAACCGAGUGUACAUGCACCCGGACUCUCCAAACACCGGCGCGCACUGGAUGCGUCAGGAGAUCUCUUUUGGAAAACUGAAGCUGACGAACAACAAGGGAGCUUCCAGCAACUCUUCCCAGAUGAUCGUCCUCCAGUCUCUCCAUAAGUAUCAACCGAGGGUGCAUGUGAUUGAAAUAAACAAGAGCGGAGAUGAAGAUACGAGUGAUCCCGAUAGAGCACAGAUGUUUACCUUUCCCGAAACACAAUUUAUAUCUGUCACAGCUUACCAGAACACAGAUAUAACACAGUUAAAAAUUGAUCACAAUCCGUUCGCUAAAGGAUUUCGGGAUAAUUAUGAUAAAAGUUACAGUGGCUCUGACGCUGACCAGUUGACCCCUACAAUACUUGGAGACUCUCCACACUCUCAGAUGCUGCCCGGCUCGCGGUUCGCAAUGACAAGCACUUUAUUUCAGGAGCAAUUUGUCAACAGUUACACAAAGUCCUGUUUUCCCACUCUUACCCCUGGCCUUGCGACCUCGAACCAGUCCCAAGAGAGCAGCUCGGCCUCCGGACAGCACUGGUUUGUGUCUUCCACUGCUGCUCCGUCAUAUGAAACCGAUAUUAGCACAGCGGCUCUGCUCUCUUACGCUACAGCCGGGGUCAAAGCUCUGCCUUUCACCGGUGACACUAGUACAAGUCUGGAUUACUACACCAGUGUCGCUGGAUGGGAUUCACGGGGCUCGCUAGAGAGCGCCAGCAAAACCAGCUCAAUUCCACCUGGUUGGGUUCUGGACGCAGGUCUCGAAAGACCAGCACAAUCAAAUUACAUGGCCGAGGAGGGAGACUUGUUGGAUAUAGACCAAUCAGCUCUUGCGGUUUCUAAAGAGCUGGAAGCUGAAGACGACACGGGUUCGACAUGGGCCAAAACCCGGCCUUGCAUUAAACCUGUCGAUUCCAGCGAUUUAAGGAUUUCGGAGGAGGCUCACCUGAAAAGUUCUGCUCUCAGUCCAGUUUCGGACGUUCAGACCGCGAAGGGCAGCGGCGAAAAUGGGUUUCAAGGAUCAGACUUUUUUGAUUUCGACACUCAUACGUAAACCGGCCUGGGCUGAGUGUGCAAUUAAAAUGUUAUGAAUAUGGAAAUAGCAUUAUGAUGGUGAUUUAUGUACAGGAUUUAUUCAUUUAGAUUACACUGGACCAUUCAAGAUGAAUGUGAACUGAAUCCCCAGCUAUCUAAACACGUGUAUUUGACGACUUAUAUGCCUAUAAUCUGGAGGUGGUGGUAUUAUUAACAAACAAACAAACAAAGACCAACAUGCCUGUAUUUGUUACAAUGUACAGUAGUCAACCUUUGAAGUGGAUCAAAAUAGUUAAUAAAAGUUGUGCUAAGACAAGAACGCAUUUUGAUUUGAGGUUCUAGGGCAACUUUGAUCCUCUUUAGUUGACUAGUGUACAUCCCCAGUAUAAUGAAUCUAAAUAAAUCAUCAUUAGCUUAAAAUCACAGCUAUUUAAUAUGACCAUUUAUUGAUUGUUAUGUAUCAAAACAGUAGAUAUCUUGUCAAAAAGAACAGGUCUUUUUUUUUAAAUAAAUGCGUAUUGUGAAAUAUAGAAUAUGGUAACGUGAAGUCAUGACAGCUUAUAUAAAUUGUCAGAGGUUGAGUAUAAAUAAAUCCCAUUCAAACUUAAA